UUGAACAUCUCCAGUUUUUCCUAAUAUCCAACAUCAACCUCCCCUGGUGCAACUUUCAUCCCAUCUCUACUUACCAGGGAAAGGAUGCCGACCCCCAUCAACAGAUGUUUAAGUGACAACUGCAGCUCAGUAGGAGCACUGUUUGCACUGCUUUCCUAAUAGCUGGCACUUCAGCCCCUUUUGCAGUGCCAAAUUGCUCACUUCUGCUAGGAAAUCAAAUGGAAUUGGGGAAGGAUAUGCUAUAAUUAGAGUUGUAACCCUUCUGCUGAGUUUGGGGGUGCUGAGUGAAUCUCUAGAGGGCUGAGCCAGCACAAGCCUUGUUAAAACCAUGCUAUCCAGAAGAGCUUGGAUCUGUUCAUUAUCUAUUUGAUAGGCUUAAUCCUGGAGAAUGCAGAAGCCUGCCAGAGUCCUCCUGUAAAUCAGGCCCAUUCUUUGCACAUCCUUCCUAUCUCACUGGCGAACGUGACACUUGGCCAUGGUGUCACUGCUGCAGAUGUAACCUCUGGUGUUAGGAAUGGACAGCAACCUCUCCACAGCUGAAUCCCCACUGUGCAUCAGCUUGAGAUGAAGAGGCAGCUGGUGGGACUUGGAUGCCAUGGGAGCUGCCAAUCACUCUCUCAUAAAGAUAUUUUGGAUAUGUAGAGCACCUAAUAAACUUCUGUUUAGCAGCUUCCCUGGGGCAGAGGGGCAGCGAGUAAUAUUCCCUCAUUAGCAGGUGGAAUGUGAUAUGGAAUGUUGGUUUGAUUCCAGUUGGGGCUUGGAACUAGAUGAUGUUAAGGGUCUCUUCCAACCCAAACCAUUCUCGUUCUCAAAAACUUGUUCCUUACAACUGCCUGAAAGCUCCCAGGGGAGGUGGUGGAGUCACCAUGCCUGGAGAUGUUCAAGAAAAGGGCAGGUGUGGCACUGAGGGAUAUGGUUAGUGGGCAUGGUGAGGAUAAGUUGAUAGUUGGACCGGAUGAUCUUAGAGGUCUUUUCCAGCCUUAAUGAUUCUAUGAUUCAAUCACAAAAUCCUCCUCCUUUUCUGAGUUACCUACAGACUACACUGUGAAUUUCAGUUAGACUUUUACUGCUCGAGAUGCAAGAAUUGCUUCCUGUCUCCUCAUAUCUUCCCUUUGACCCUCUCUGAUACUCCAGCUGCUGCAACAGCCAUGUUGCAGGCAGAGUGAAUUCAUGUUCUCACCUCUGCUUUCAUUCUGGAAAGUCAUUAACGUGAAAUUGCCAAGCAGAGAAGCUCCAGAGAGUUUAACGUGGCUACUUUAUAUUGCUGUUAGGAGUGUCUGGAAUUGAAAAUAAACCUGGGUUUGCAACUCUUGACUGUUUCAUCAUAAAUCCAAGCUUCCUUAUGUGCUUCUCUUUGCUGAAGAAGAUGACUGUAUUUCUGCCUUUACAAAGAUGUUGUGCAUCGAGCUGAGAGCCACAGCUGCACAGAAGCUGGCUGAUGUUUAUUUGCAGGCUUUCACUUGCUGGCUUUUUUUUUUUUUUUCUUUUUUCUUUUUUGUUUGUUUGUUUUUUUUCGUGCAGAUGAUCCCCAGAGGAAGCAACCCUAACAUGAGCGUGGUUUUGUGAUGUUUUUGUUGGUAUUCCACAUCAUAACACCAUGCAAAGCACUGGGAGUUAAAGAGUUAAUGUUCUGGUUCUGUUAACCGUCGUUUCUGGGUGCUUUGUUCUGGAAGAGGCAGGGGAGGGGAUUCAUGCCCCAGAGGACAUUUUGCCCAGAUGAAAGGUGGAGGUCCUGGCAGCUCACCAGCUCCUCUCGUUGUUCCCCACCGAGGAGCACACCAGGUUUUAGACUGUUAACAAUUGAUGACAACUUCUGUGGCCUGGAUAUGAAUGCCCCCUUGGGAGUAUCAUCUAUGGUGCGAGGGCUCCCCAUUUACACUGAAGAUGGAGACAGAAUGACAUCUGUGAUUGCUUAUGUCUACAAGAACCACUCCCUAGCUUUUGUGGGAACCAAGAGUGGAAAGCUCAAGAAGAUCCGUGUGGAUGGCACCACCAAGAACACACUGGAGUAUGAGAUAGUGCAGGUGGUGGACAAUGGCCCCAUCUUAAGGGACAUGGCCUUCUCAAUGGAUCAUGAACACCUCUAUAUCAUGUCUGAGAAGCAGCUCACCCGGGUGCCUGUGGAAUCCUGCAGCCAAUACGAGACCUGCAGCGAGUGCUUGGGCUCAGGAGACCCUCACUGUGGGUGGUGCGUGCUUCACAACACGUGCACAAGGAAGGAGCGGUGUGAGCGCUCCAGUGAGCCUCGGAGAUUCGCCUCGGAGAUGAAGCAGUGUGUCCGGCUGACUGUGCAUCCCAACAACAUCUCUGUCUCCCAGUACAAUGUAUUGCUGGUCUUGGAGACCUACAAUGUCCCUGAGCUGUCAGCAGGAGUCAACUGCACCUUCGAGGACCUGUCAGAGAUGGAUGGCUUGGUAGUGGGCAGUCAGAUCCAGUGCAUCUCACCAGCUGCCAAAGAGGUGCCCCAGAUCAUCACAGAGAAUGGAGACCAUCACAUAGUCCAGCUCCAGCUCAAGUCCAAGGAAACGGGUAUGACCUUUGCCAGCACCAGCUUCGUCUUCUACAACUGCAGUGUUCACAAUUCGUGUCUGUCAUGUGUGGAGAGCCCUUACCGGUGCCACUGGUGCAAGUACCGCCACGUCUGCACUCAUGAUCCCAGCACCUGCUCCUUCCAGGAGGGACGAGUCAAGCUGCCUGAGGACUGCCCACAGCUGCUGCAGGCUGAGAAGAUCCUGGUGCCAGUGGAAGUGAUCAAACCGAUCACGCUGAAGGCCAAAAACCUGCCCCAGCCACAGUCUGGCCAGCGAGGCUACGAAUGCAUCUUGAACAUCCAGGGCAAUGAGCAGCGGGUGCCCGCCUUGAGGUUCAACAGCUCCAGCGUGCAGUGCCAGAACACUUCGUAUUCGUACGAAGGAAUGGAGAUUAACAGCCUGCCAGUGGAGCUGACCGUCGUAUGGAACGGGAAUUUCAACAUUGACAACCCAGCACAGAACAAAGUUCAUCUGUACAAGUGUGGGGCCAUGCGGGACAGCUGUGGCCUGUGCCUGAAAGCCGACCCGGACUUCGAGUGUGGCUGGUGUGAGGGGCAGAACCAGUGCACGCUGAAGCAGCACUGCCCGGCCCAGGACAGCCAAUGGCUGGAGUUGUCCAGCACCAAAGGCAAAUGUACCAACCCCAAGAUCACAGAUAUCAACCCAGUGACAGGCCCUCGUGAAGGAGGGACUAAAGUGACCAUCCGUGGGGAGAACCUGGGGCUGGAGUUCAGAGACAUUGCAUCUCAUGUUAAAGUGGCUGGAGUGGAGUGCAAACCACUGGUGGAAGGGUACAUCCCAGCAGAGCAGAUAGUAUGUGAGAUGGGGGAAGCCAAGCCCAGCCAGCACGCUGGAUUUGUGGAGAUUUGUGUGGCUGAGUGCAAACCAGAGUUCAUGGCCAGGUCUUCACAGCUCUACUACUUUAUGACUCUGACACUCUCUGAUCUCAAGCCGAAGCGGGGACCUGUAUCAGGUGGCACUCAGGUGACAAUUACGGGUAAUAACCUCAAUGCAGGCAGCAACGUCAUCGUGACCUUUGGGCGACAACCUUGCCUCUUCUACAGGAGAUCCACCAAGCACAUCGUCUGUAACACCACAGCCUCAGAUGAAGGCUUUGAGAAGGUGAAGGUGUCUGUGAGAGUGGACAAGGCCAAGAUACAUCAGGAGCUGCAGUAUGAAUAUGUGGAGGAUCCAACCAUCCUGAGGAUUGAGCCUGAGUGGAGCAUCUUCAGUGGCAACACACCCAUUGCAGUGUGGGGAACUCACCUAGACCUGAUCCAGAACCCUCAGAUCCGGGCAAAACAUGGUGGAAAGGAGCAUGUAAAUAACUGUGAGGUGCAGAACAGUACAGAGAUGACCUGCCAGGCUCCCGCGCUGGCUGUUGACCCCAAUCACCAAUCUGAGCUAGCUGAGCGUCCAGAGGAGUUUGGCUUCAUUCUCGACAAUGUGCAAUCCUUGCUGAUCCUCAACAAAACCAAUUUCACCUACUAUCCAAACCCUAUCUUUGAGGUUUUCAAUCCCUCAGGGAUCUUGGAGUUGAAGCCAGGAAGUCCAAUCAUACUGAAGGGCAAGAACCUGAUCCCACCAGUGGCAGGAGGGAAUGCCAAGCUGAACUACACAGUUCUGGUUGGUGAGAAGCCCUGUGUGGUGACUGUAUCAGAUGUGCAAUUACUGUGCGAGUCCCCAAACCUCAUUGGGAGGCACAAGGUGAUGGCUCGUGUAGGAGGGAUGGAAUUCUCCCCAGGGAUGGUCUACAUCUCUCCAGACAGCCCUCUCAGCUUGCCAGCUAUUGUCAGCAUUGCAGUGGCAGGUGGCCUGCUCAUCAUCUUCAUUGUGGCCGUGCUGAUUGCCUACAAGCGCAAGUCCCGAGAGAGUGACUUGACCCUCAAACGCCUGCAGAUGCAGAUGGAUAACCUGGAGUCCAGGGUGGCACUUGAGUGCAAAGAAGCUUUUGCAGAGCUGCAGACGGAUAUUCAUGAGCUGACAAGUGACCUGGAUGGAGCAGGGAUCCCUUUCCUCGAUUACCGAACCUACACCAUGAGGGUGCUUUUCCCUGGCAUUGAAGAUCACCCAGUCCUGAGAGAUCUGGAGGUCCCUGGCUAUAGGCAAGAACGGGUGGAGAAAGGCCUCAAACUCUUUGCACAGCUCAUCAACAACAAGGUUUUCCUGCUGUCCUUCAUCCGCACGCUGGAGUCCCAGCGCAGCUUCUCCAUGCGCGAUCGUGGCAACGUGGCCUCGCUGAUCAUGACAGUGUUACAGAGCAAGCUGGAGUAUGCUACUGAUGUCCUCAAGCAGCUCUUGGCUGACCUCAUAGACAAAAAUCUGGAAAGCAAGAACCACCCCAAGCUGCUUCUCCGCAGGACAGAGUCUGUAGCUGAGAAAAUGCUCACCAAUUGGUUCACCUUUCUUCUGUACAAGUUUCUCAAGGAGUGUGCUGGUGAACCUCUGUUCUCCCUCUUCUGUGCCAUCAAGCAGCAGAUGGAAAAGGGUCCCAUUGACUCAAUCACUGGGGAGGCCCGGUACUCACUGAGUGAGGACAAGCUUAUCCGACAGCAGAUUGAUUACAAAACAUUGGUCCUGAGCUGUGUGAACCCUGACAACGUGAACAGCUCCGAGAUCCCUGUGAAGAUCCUGAACUGUGACACCAUCACACAGGUCAAGGAGAAGAUCCUCGAUGCCAUCUUCAAGAACGUGCCCUGUUCCCACCGGCCCAAAGCUGCUGAUAUGGACCUGGAGUGGCGGCAGGCAAGUGGGGCAAGGAUGAUCCUCCAGGAUGAAGACAUCACGACUAAGAUAGAGAAUGACUGGAAGAGACUCAACACGCUGGCACACUAUCAGGUGCCAGAUGGAUCUGUGGUAGCUUUAGUCUCCAAGCAAGUCACUGCCUACAAUGCAGUCAACAACUCCACAGUCUCCAGAACCUCAGCCAGCAAAUAUGAAAACAUGAUCCGUUACACAGGCAGCCCAGACAGCCUCCGCUCCCGCACACCCAUGAUCACUCCUGACCUUGAGAGUGGAGUCAAGAUGUGGCACUUGGUGAAGAACCAUGAACAUGGCGACCAAAAAGAAGGUGACCGAGGCAGCAAGAUGGUUUCUGAGAUCUACCUGACAAGGCUACUCGCCACCAAGGGCACUCUCCAGAAAUUUGUAGAUGACCUCUUUGAGACCAUCUUCAGCACAGCUCAUCGUGGCAGUGCACUUCCCCUGGCUAUCAAAUAUAUGUUUGACUUCCUGGAUGAGCAAGCUGACAAGCACAACAUCCAUGACCCCCACGUGCGGCAUACUUGGAAGAGCAAUUGCCUGCCAUUACGGUUCUGGGUUAACAUGAUCAAGAACCCACAGUUUGUCUUCGACAUUCACAAGAACAGCAUCACAGAUGCCUGCCUCUCUGUAGUGGCUCAGACAUUCAUGGACUCCUGUUCAACCUCAGAGCAUCGUCUGGGCAAAGACUCACCCUCCAAUAAGCUUCUGUAUGCCAAGGACAUCCCCAGCUACAAGAACUGGGUGGAAAGGUACUAUUCAGACAUUGCUAAAAUGCCAGCAAUCAGUGACCAGGACAUGAAUGCAUACUUGGCUGAGCAGUCUCGCAUGCAUAUGAAUGAGUUCAACACUAUGAGUGCACUCUCGGAAAUAUACUCCUACGUUGGCAAGUACAGUGAGGAGAUUCUCGGAGCCCUUGAUCAAGAUGACCAAGCUGGGAAACAGAAACUUGCCUACAAACUUGAACAAGUCAUAACCCUCAUGAGCAUAGACAGCUGAGAACUGUCCUGCCAGGGACACCCUGGGAGGGAUAAACCAAGUCGUGCCUCACUCAAGAUCAUCAUCUUUACCAAGUGCAAGUUUUGAUUGGCUGUAAGCAGAGUCACCUGAACAGCACUCCUCUCUCUCUCUCAUUUCUUUCUCUUUCAAAAUCUGUGGACAAAGUGAGAAAUCCCCAGGGGUUAAAAGAAAAGAUUGCAGAGGAAUCUUAGCUCUGGGGAUAUCAAGACAUUCAGGUGAAGCUCUCAUUUUCACAGCUUCCCCUCUGCCUUUAUUCUACAAAAGAAAAAAAAAGAACAAUUCCACAGAAACAAAACAAGACAAAACAAAACCCUCCCCCAGCAUCACCUCAUCACUCUGCAGAUGGGAAAUCGAGAGGUCACCUCUGUCAUGCUGCUUUAACUGCCCUCCUGGGGAUGUAGCCUCUGGAGUGGACAUAGAAAUGAACUCAGUAUUACUAAAUGUCUCCCCAACGGGAAGGCAGCCUGCCUGCAGGGAUCCUGAAGGGUAGGAGGAAAUCAAGAUCCUCUCCUGCAGAGCCAUUGCAACUCUAUCUCUUGAUAGGGACCCACUGGGAGAGGAACACCAAGGCUCCCUGCAAAAUGCCACAGCUCCGUCCAGAGUGGGAACAUUGUGGCUCUUAUCUGCCUGGGCAAACAGCGGUGUAGUUGCUCUCUUGGGGCAGUAGAAGGGUCAAGAAGGGAGGAUGGAGACCAACAGUCUCCUGCCCGUGUGAUUCAUAUGGUUAUUCUUAUUUUUCCAAGAGACCUGUGUUCCCCUCCGUCUUUCCCAUUGUGUCCUGUUGGUUGUAGCACUGCUGCAAAAAUGCUCUCUCUUCUCAGUGGCAUCCCAUUGGUGGUGUUUCUGUUCCUUCUGGCAAUGGACAGCACAGCAUCUCCUUUGUCCCCACCUCAGCUUGGAAAGCAGGAACCACAAGUCUCGCUUUGUUCCAGACAAGGAGCGUGGCCUCAAAAACCAACCAGAGGGUUUUUUUUUUAAAGCUGUUUGUUCUUUUCAUUUUAUUUCCACAACUGAAACAAAGCUAUUGGGUUUUUUUUGGUGGAAUAUCAGAAGGAUAUUAAAGGGCUUGCUGUGAAGCAAGAUAGUGCAUAGGACUGAUGGUAGAAACUUCCUUCAAAGCCACUCUGAAGAGGAAAUAUCAUCACAUAGUUUGGAAGGAAAUCUUGGAAGAAGCCCAAACGAAACACUGCAAAAUUUUCUUCCAUCUAGAUACUCCAAGUCAAACUGCAUGUUUUCUGGAGAUCCGCAAACUAUUGUAAGCUCAUUUGCCUUUUGGUGCCAACUCCUGGCCCUUGCUCUUUUCCAUUCUGGAACCAGCAGGCCUUGUUGAAGGCACAGUUGCUGACUGUGAUGUGUUUGCUCUCUCUUUGCACUUCCUAUCUUUUCAGAGAUCAUUGUCAUCACAGGACAAGGAUGGGUGAUCACCUUGUUCUUUCCUCUGUUUGGCUCCUCCAGAAGAUCUACAUCUCAAUCUAUUUCAAUGCCAACCAAAUAGGAAUGAGCUCCUGCAUCCCUUCUGCAUUUGGCUAGUUUCUCCUGCAGCUGCUGGCUGUUUAACACUGUGGUUCGAUGCAGUGGGAGAACCAUUGCCGCAGAGCCUUGAGGGAACUGGAAAACCUUGGAUCUGGUAUACCACAGAGGCAGAAGCCAGGUCUGUGUUGAUCUCACCUGAAUGGUGCUCACUAGCAAGCGGAGGAUUGGCAUCGCGCAAUGAAGAAUCAGUCCUCAUCCAUCUUUCACCAUCCUUCAAGCUACAGCCUUGGUUUACUUUGCAUCUGGGUAGAUGAAGGGGUAAAGACAGGGUGUGUAAAUUGAUUGUGGAACAAGUGUAUUUGGUUUUGUUCAUGCCUCUUGCUAGCAAGCCUGAACUUCUUCAGAGCAAUGGCUCAUAAGUGUGUGUAAAGGAGGAAGUGGUGCAAGCAGGGGUCAGAUAGCAAGCAGAUUUAAUUCAGUCAAACAUACACAUGUAAGCAAGUCUUUCUAAAACCAUUUAAAGAACAGCAGUCCAAAAUUGGGUGCAUGUGUGGGGGGAGAAUAUCACAAGAUUCAUAUUGAAACAGCAAACUUAGGGACACGUCUUGGUUUUAAAACCCCAGACAUUUCUCUCUUGAUUAUAAUUAUUAUUAUUUUGUGCGUGUGCGUGUGUGUAUCUGUGUGCGCGUGUGCGUUAUUUCCUUUUUAAUUUUGCUUGCUUUCUGUUUGAUCGCUGAGCUGAUGGACUCAUCAUGCACCUUAUGGACAUCUCAGCAUUUUUAAGAGGCCUGCGCAACGGGGAUGGUUUGGUUUGGUUGGCUCUGCCAUGGUUUUGUUGAUCCAUUUUGUAAUGUUGGGGCAUGUUCCAGAUCCAUUGAUUAUGGCUGUGAAAGUGGGGUAAAUGUCCCACCAGAGCCAGCAGUAAGAAAACUGCAACAACAACACAAACACAAUAUUUUUUAUAAGUACAUAAAAACGAAAAUUAAAAAAA
Messenger RNA from Phasianus colchicus (ring-necked pheasant), 8775 nucleotides. The record is from RefSeq and is a predicted model, not a curated record. NCBI's taxonomy places the organism in Eukaryota, Metazoa, Chordata, Aves, Galliformes, Phasianidae.